Molecule: messenger RNA, 391 nt
Organism: Lymnaea stagnalis (great pond snail)
Lineage: Eukaryota; Metazoa; Mollusca; Gastropoda; Lymnaeidae
Source: the annotation of a GenBank genome assembly
AUCCGCUGGUCAACAAGACUGCCGGCGAGGUUCUCCUGGACUCGUCGGAGCACCAUAAAAAGUACACUUCUCUGGACAAGAAAUGCCUGACAAAGUCAAAGCAAUUUUUCAACACUUCUCCGGUCAGCGAGAGGAACAACCAUCAAAGGACGUACGUAUCUUGCGAGGUCCUAAAUUUAAUGCCGAAGCACAGCAGGCCUGAUCGUUCAAAUCAGCACCAGGAGCACCAAGGCGAAAUGUUGACAGCUGGUGAAGCACUGGCAGAUCAUGAGAAUUCCUCACUGGAAAGGCAGCUGACCGAUCAAAUGACCAGCGUGAGGGAGACAUUAGCCAAAGGAGGCCAAGCUACGUCCUGGCGAUAUCACGAGGAAGAAAAUUCCAAAAAACUGUG